Messenger RNA from Pocillopora verrucosa, 812 nucleotides. Lineage: Eukaryota; Metazoa; Cnidaria; Anthozoa; Scleractinia; Pocilloporidae. The record is from RefSeq and is a predicted model, not a curated record.
ACAGGAGGAAUAUGGCAUUCCAUUUCAUGCCUUUUUGUUACUGAACUUCUUCGGUUACCUUUUGCUUGCUAUAGCUUUCAGUUAUUUGCAGGAGAUUAUUUCUCUAUUAUUAUUAUUAUUUUGCAAAGGAUGUAUGCGAUUUAUAAACAAACACACCCUCCGACAGGAAUCGAACACUGCGAGUACUUUCAAUUCUUUUUCACCAGCUGAAAAACAAUCGUGUUGUGGCAGGAACAUCACAGCUUCGUAUCAGCGAGUUUUAUACCCAAGGCGAGUGGUUAAAGGUCUUCUCAGGCUGUCUAGUUGGUACCCAGAAAAGGAUAUAUUGUUUAGGAGGUCAAAUCAAAAUACGUAUAUCAAAUUUCAAAACAAAAUGAUUUGAGGUAAACAAACAACAUGGCGGCUGAGGGGCUGGCAAAGGGAAUUGACUAUCGUUGCAUAAUUCAACAGGAAUCAGCAUCAUCAGACAAGACAGGAGAUGGUACUACAAAGAGAAGGAAGUUGGAGCUUGUCAGUCAGUAUUCUUUGUUUGGCAACAUAGAAUGUCUUAAAGCUGUUAGGUCAGCUGGAAAUUCAAGGGACUCACUGCUAUUGAGCUUUAAGGGUGCCAAGAGUUGUAAUCAAGAGUAUUUUUGGCCUCCUUUGGUGUGUGGAUCCUGAUUGACACUGUGCAGUGAUGCUUAUCUAUGGCACACAUAUUGUGGUUUUACUGUUUAGACAAGAAGGAGCAUUAGAGGAACAUGAGCAGGAAGGAACUUUUACAGCAAGAGGUCCAAGAGGGCGUGGUGAUCACCCUGGAUGGUGCUCAGACU